Messenger RNA from Pyricularia pennisetigena, 885 nucleotides. RefSeq lists its product as uncharacterized. The transcript has 3 exons. The record is from RefSeq and is a predicted model, not a curated record. Bases 1 to 885 code for a protein of 294 amino acids. Gene Ontology annotation, cellular component: membrane. NCBI's taxonomy places the organism in Eukaryota, Fungi, Ascomycota, Sordariomycetes, Magnaporthales, Pyriculariaceae.
AUGAACUCGACGCUGCAAGAUGGCUCUUCGGCCGGGGCAAUCCCCCCCGACGCCUACACCUUUCGUCUAUACCACUACGAUCCAACCAUCCCGGGCGCCAUCGUCGUCGCUGUGAUUUUCCUUGCCACCACCAUUUUCCACUUUUGGCAGCUGAUCAGAAGCCGAUGCUGGUUCAUGAUCCCGUUGGCAGUUGGUGGCAUUUUGGAGGUGAUUGGAUACGCGGCGCGGGCAAAAUCCGGUGAUGAAAGCCCUAAUUGGACACUGGGCCCGUACAUUAUUCAAGCCAUUCUGUUGCUCGUGGCGCCGGCUCUCUUUGCCGCGACAAUUUACAUGGCCCUUGGACGCAUCAUCCAAAGAGUCGACGGCGAGAGUCGCAGCUUGGUUUCGAUCCAAUGGUUGACAAAGAUAUUUGUUACGGGGGAUGUUGUCUCGUUUUUCAUGCAAGCUGGAGGUGGUGGCUAUCAAGCAGUCGGUACUCUAGAGGCGCUGCAAAACGGCUCCAACAUCAUCAUUGCCGGCCUGUUUGUUCAGCUCUUUUGUUUUGGCUGCUUCGUCGUCGUCUCGGUCGCCUUCCACAUGGCCAUCAACAAGCAGCCCACCGGUCGAUCAGCAAGCGACAUCCCUUGGCGAAAGCACCUCAAAGCGCUGUACCUGGGGAGUGCCCUGAUUAUGGUUCGGUCCAUCUUUCGCGUCGUCGAAUACCUCCAGGGUUUCAAUGGCUAUCUGCUCAGCCACGAGGCAUACCUGUACGUGUUCGACGCGCUGCUCAUGAUGUGCGCCAUGAUGUGGUUCAACUGGGUCCAUCCAGGCGAGAUGUUGAGCGCUGUGCUCGGCCGCCGAUGGCAUGGAGACGUGGAGGAGGAGUGCUCCAGCAUGCAGCUGUGA